Molecule: messenger RNA, 2351 nt
Organism: Nicrophorus vespilloides
Lineage: Eukaryota; Metazoa; Arthropoda; Insecta; Coleoptera; Silphidae
Product: probable serine/threonine-protein kinase ifkC
Exons: 3
Coding region: 233-1885 (550 amino acids)
Biological process (GO): protein phosphorylation
Molecular function (GO): protein kinase activity; ATP binding
Source: RefSeq, a predicted model, not a curated record
UCGCGUAGCGUGUUGCUAAAAAAAAUAAAUAAAAGCAAGAAACGUCACAGCAGUCAUAGUUGAAGUUUAUUCCAUGUUCAAGUGAGGUUUUUUUUAUUGUCAAAGAUUUGACCUGUGUUUGGUACCUUUAUGUAAGAAUGAAGCAACUUUAAAAGUGAAUCAAAGCGAGUGUCGACGAUGGAAUGAGAAUAGAUGGAACAGAUGUUUCUGGAAAGUUCUGUGGCAGGCAAUAAUGGCAAAAUUUGGAAUGUCAAAUGGCAGGAAUCAAGAAUCAGACUCUUCAUCUGAUGAACCAGAAGACGUUAGCUCAGUUUCGACAAUUAUGAGACCCAUGAAUGCUUCCACGCCAAUCUCAAUCACAAUCCAAUCCCUAGUGAAAAGUCUUUGUGAAGUUUAUGAACCACAAAGCAAUGAAGCUGAGAAAUUGUAUUUCUCUAUAUGUAAGAAAUUAAAUGAAAUUUCUAUCAUAGAUGAGAGCUACAAGAUGCCUGAGUUUGAGGGAAUGAGGAAUCAGAGCCAAAGAGUGUUCCAUCAUCUCCUCUCAAAAGCUCUCAGUAAUGAUAAUGUGAUCCCAAAACAAUUGCAUUGGCCCAACAAUGAUGUUACUGAUGAAUGGUCUCAUUACAAAAGGGAAUUUGAAGAGGUGUCAUUUAUUGCUGGAGGUGGAUUUGGAAAGGUGUACAGGGUUAGACAUAAAUUGGAUGGCACAGAGUAUGCAGUGAAGAAGAUUUUUAUACGCUCAGAGGGAAUUGAGUCUGUGAGGAAUUACUUAUCAGAAGUGAAAACAUUUGCAAGUCUCAAUCAUUCCAACAUAGUACAAUAUAAAGCUGCAUGGCUGGAGCUAGGUGAAUCUCAAACAACGCUAGACAACAAUUACGAUUACAGUGAUGAUUUUGAAGAUAAUGAUGAAGAGGAUACCGAAGAAGAUACGGAGAAGUCGCAAUUACGCGAUUCUUACAUUUAUCCGAGCGUUAUCUCCGAUAUAACAAUGGAACAAGGGGAUGGAGAUAGUUCUGAUUUUCGAGUGAGCUUCGAAACAUCUACGCAUCGAUCGUUUUCGAAUGGUCAGAGUACUAAAAGGGUAUCGAAGCGCACGAAGAGAAGCAGUAUUUCGGAGGGUGGAAACGCGAUUUGUACAACGGAGGAGAUCAAGAGGAUACAGCUGAGAACUCGUCAGAAAUGGGCAACACUUUUCAUUCAGAUGGCGUACUGUCAGAGCACUUUGAAGCAAUGGCUAGAUACAAGGAACAUGGCAGAGAAGACCAUAGAUAAUGGAGCGUUAGUUCCCAUUUGUAAUGCCAAUAGAGUUAGAACAGUGAUGGAAAUUUUGAGGCAACUGCUUCAAGGACUCUCUUAUAUACAUUCUAGAAACAUUGUGCACCAUGAUAUAAAACCUAGUAACAUUUUUAUGCAGUUGGAAGAUGGAACGUUGCUAGUCCAAUUGGGAGAUUUUGGUUUGGCUUGCCCUCUGCAAAGCAGCCGACAUUCACUUGCCUUCGGUACCAAACUCUACGCGGCACCCGAACAACUCAAAGGUGAAUGCGAUCGAAAGAGCGACAUGUUCUCUUUGGGGAUAGUCGUAUUCGAACUGGCCGAGACGUUCAGAACGAGCAUGGAGAGAAUAAAAUGCAUCGAGGAUUUACGAAAAGGUGCAAUUCCAGUUCACGUGAAAACCAAUCAACCUCAGCUGGCGCAGAUCAUCGGUGAGCUUAUGAUGAAAAACCCAGCUGAGAGACCUGCUGCUGCGGAUUUACUCAAGAGGAUCAACACCGAGGUCUUCGAGUCGGAGAAGGUUCGUCAACUAGAGAACAUGUUGGCGGAGAAACAGGAAGAAAUCAUCAAGUUGAAGCAGCAACUUGCACAGGCUCAAUCCGAUCUCCUGUAAAACUCGAAUUAUUAUUGCCAAAAUUAUAUUACUUUGUCUAUUUUAUUUUUAAGGCCAUUUACAAUAAUUACAUUAUUGCAUCGUCAUAUUUUUUUUUUCAUUGUUAUAUUGUUGCUGCGAUGAAGACAUUUUUAUUCGAUAACUUUCAUCGAGCGAUGGACGGCAGUAUUGUUUCGGCGCUUUUUGGCGCCACUUGAUUCAUCGAAAUUCCAUUUCUUUGUGUUCUAUCAAACGUUUUCGUUAUUUAGUUUUGGAUUCGAAGAAUUGUUUGCAAAUGCAUCUGUUUGCAUGUUUUACAUUUGAAAGUUGAAAUUAUUUUUUUACGUACAUUAUUGAUAGGAUGAAGUCAUUUACUUUUGUACAAUUCUCAACAUUAUUGUACAAAGCAUCCAUGACUGAACAUAAGUGAUUCAUGAAAGAAAUGUGAUAAUUUUGAAAGUUACUUAAUAAAUAAUUUUUAAAUUGA